Molecule: messenger RNA, 5796 nt
Organism: Loxodonta africana (African savanna elephant)
Lineage: Eukaryota; Metazoa; Chordata; Mammalia; Proboscidea; Elephantidae
Gene: NACAD
Product: NAC alpha domain containing
Exons: 8
Coding region: 1-5796 (1931 amino acids)
Biological process (GO): protein targeting to membrane
Cellular component (GO): nascent polypeptide-associated complex; cytoplasm
Source: RefSeq, a predicted model, not a curated record
AUGGGACUAGAUUUGCUGCAGUCACACCAUGUGGUUAAACAGAGCUGGAGCCGACGCAGGACCCCGACCCCCAGUCAGGCCCUCAACCUUGCUCUAUGUGGCUUGUCUGGUGAGGAGGUCAAGAAGAAGGACUUUGGGCUGCCCACAGAUUCAGGUUCUUCUGUGAGGCCCAAACGGAGAGGCAGCCCAGCUUUGGAGCGCUGCGUCUCUUUGGUGUGGCCUGGAGACGCCCCCCAGGGCCCUGUGCCCUUUCCCAUCUCUUCCUCUGUCUCCACAGAUUUGUCCUGUGAUGCCGCUGCUGCUACCAUCCUAAGUGGGGACCAGCUGGAACACUGCACCACACCUCCAGGGUCCAAUCCUCUGGCCGUCACGUUCCUGCCCAGCAAGCCGGGUGCCCGGCCCCAGCCUGAGGGAGCUAGCUGGGAUGCAGGGCCAGGCCAGGCCCCGUUGGCCUGGGCACUUCCAGCAGAGGGCAGCCCCAUCCCAGUGUCUCCUGAGGGCCAGCCAGCGGAGGCGCCCCUCCCAGCCACUUUGGAGCCACGGAUUGUGAUGGGCGAGGAGACCUGCAGGCUUCCCACGCUGCCCAGGGCAGCCGCCCCAGAGCUCAGGGACUGGGCAGGUGGGCACGCCAACCUGAACCCACCCUCUGAGUUAUGUUCUCAGGGUGACCCUCCUGUGCCUUUCCCUCACCCAGAGCCUGAUUCCUUCUUCACGCCCCCCUCAACCCCUCCGCAGACCACCUGUGCCCUGCCUCCAGGCCUUGGGCCCUGCAUGGAGGCCUGUGACUCUGAGGCAGAGCUGCUUGACUCACCGCCCACCUCGCCCUCGGGCUCUUACAUCACAGCAGAUGGGGACAGCUGGGCUUCCUCCCCAUCCUGCUCCUUCAACAUGCUGGCCCCAGCAGAAGGGCUGGACCUCCACUCGGGCUGGGGCUUCUCUCCUCCAGGCACCAUGGCUGGGGAGCGGGAGCCUCAUGCCGCGGGGCCCCCGGGCCCCCACUCCUCCGCGUCCAGCCUCUCAGGUGACAGCAGUUCUUCCUGGGGCCAGGAGGAGAACCUCUUUGACCUUGACUUUCUGGCAAAUGACCCAAUGAUCCCUGCAGCCCUCCUGCCCUUCCAGGGCAGCCUCAUUUUCCAGGUGGAUGCAGUGGAGGUCCUGCUGCUGCCCACCCCGGAGGAAGAGAAGGUGGAGGCCAAGGCUCCUGGCUCAGCUGGAGACCUGAGUGGGGAGGGCGAGGAGGACAGCACUUCCGCUUCCUUCCUGCAGUCACUGUCAGACACCUCCAUCAUUGAGGGCGUGGAUGAGGCCUUCGCAUUCCGGGAUGACACCUCGGCGGCCUCCUCCGACUCGGACUCAGCCUCCUAUGCUGGGGCAGAUGACGAGAGGCUGUACAGUGGGGAGCCGCAUGCCCAGCCCAGCACCCUGCUCCAGGACAGCAGGUGCAAGGUCGAGGAGAGGCAAGAGGACUGGGCCCCAUCUUUGGGCCAGCAGGAGCCCAUGCCCGUGGUCUCGAAAGGAGAGGUUGUGGAAAUAAUGGCGACCCAGGUGCCAUGUGGUGAGGAGGGCUUCCUUUCAGGCCAGGAGGCAGCCACCGCAGUAAUACCUCACAAUUGGCAGGCAGAAGCAGGUCCUGGUGUGGGCCCAGAGCCAGCUGCCGUAGGCCUGCCUCCGCUUGAGGAAGAAAUGGCAGACUCCUCUGUAGGGCAAGAGGAUGCUGCCAGGGUAACACCUCCACUCCUGCCAGAAGAAGGCCUCACCUUAGGCGAGGUUUCUAUGGCAGCACCUCUGACCUUACAGGAGGAAGUGAGUGCUACCUUAGGCCAUGAGACUACUGCUACAGAAAUGCCGCAAACCCUGAAGGAAGAAGUCAGCCUCGUUCCAUGCCCAGAUUCGCUUGCUAUGUCAGUGACUCUUCAGAAUGAAAAGGAGGAGGUAGGCCCAGGCCUCACCUCAGGUCGGGGGUCUGUUGCUACAGCAACACCUGUGCCCCUGUAUGAAGGAUGCAUUUUAUGCCAGGAGUCUGUUUCUAUGACAACUCCUGUGACCCUGCAAAGAAAAGCCAGCCUCACUUUACACCGGGAAUCUGUUUCUAUGGCAACACCUCUUCCCCUGCAAAAAGCAGCAGCCCUUCCCUUAGGCCAGGAGCCUGUUGCUAUGGCAACCCCUCAGGCCCUGCAGGAAGAAGUAGGCUGCCCCCUAGGGACAGCGCCUGCUGCUUCGGAGGCAGCUCUGGCCCAGCCUGAAGUAGGUGCGGCCUUAGGACUGAUGUCUGCUUCUGAGUUAGUGGCUGUGGCAAAGCCAUCGACUACAGAGCCAGAAGCAGAACCUGUAGCCUUGGACCAGACCCAACAAGAUGGAGUAGGCCCUGCCUUAGACCUGGAGCCGGUGCCAGAAACUGUGACCCCCAUGGCCUCAGGGAAAGAUGCAGAUCUUACCUCAGAGCCUGUACCUGGCAGGGGGAAGGGGCAGGAAGCAGCCAGGGGGCUCUCGGGGCCUGAGCCAGGGACUGGCAGUGGCUUACAGCACAAAGAUGAUGGGGCUGGGGGGCUUGAGAGCCAGGGGGAUGAAGGCCUCCCUGCGCGGACCUCAGGUUCUGGAAAGGCCCUGGGUAGUAGCAGCUGGAUGGUGGAUCUGGCCAUCAGCCCCGAGCUCUGCCAGAAAAGGGAGCCUGGGCUGCCUGCAGCCAUGGCCUCAGAGGCUGGGCUUGACUCCAGCCCAGAGCCUUCAGCAGGGGCUGUGCUCGGGCCUUCUGGCAGGGGCUGCCCUGGAGAACCCAUGUCUGCUACAACACCCCCAGCCCCCUCCUGGGUGCCAGAGCUUGGGGCUGGGGCGGGCCUCCAAGCCCUCCAGCCCCACCUGGGCAUGGAGGAGCAGGCCCAAGCGGCUUCCACCCAUCUCAGCCACUCCCCCUGCCAGUCCCAAGGUCCCUAUGCCCAGGAGUUGCCCACCGAAGUCCUUGACAGGUCCCAGCUCACCGAGGCCCACGACAGGUCCCCGCCCGCCGAGGACCACGACACAUCACCACCCAGCGAGGCCCACGACAGGUCCCCGCCCAGCGAGGCCCAGGACACGUCCCCGCCCAGCGACGACCACGACACGUCCCUGCCCAGCGAUGACCACGACACGUCCCUGCCCAGCGAUGACCACGACAUGUCCCUGCCCAGCGAGGCCCGGGAAACGUCCCCGCCCAGCAAGGCCCACGGCACGUCCCCGCCCAGCGAGGCCCACGACACGUCCCCACCCAGCCACGACCACGACACGUCCCCGUCCAGCGAGGACCACGACACGUCCCCACCCACCGAGGCCUGGGACACGUCCCCACCCAGCGAGGCCCACGACACAUCCCUGCCCAGCCACGACCACGACACGUCCCCGCCCAGCGAGGCCCACGACACGUCCCCGUCCAGCGAGGACCACGACACGUCCCCGCCCAGCGAGGACCACGACACGUCCCCGCCCAGCGAGGCCCACGACACGUCCCCGUCCAGCGAGGCCCACGACACGUCCCCGCCCAGCGAUGACCACGACACGUCCCCGUCCAGCGAGGCCCACGACACGUCCCCGCCCAGCGAGGCCCGGGACACCUCCCCGCCCAGCGAGGCCCACGACACGUCCCCGCCCAGAGAGGCCCACGACACCUCCCCGCCCAGGGAGGCCCGGGACACGUCCCUGCCCAGCGAGGCCCAUGACACCUCCCCGCCCAGCGAAGCCCGGGACACGUCCCCGCCCAGCGAGGCCCACGACACCUCCCCGCCCAGCGAGGCCCGGGACACCUCCCCACACAGCGAGGCCCGGGACACGUCCCCACCCAGCGAGGCCCAAGACACCUCCCUGCACAGCGAGGCCCGGGACACGUCCCCACCCAGCGAGGCCCACGACACCUCCCCGCACAGCGAGGCACACGACACGGCCCCGCCCAGCGAGGCCCAUGACACCUCCCCGCACAGUGAGGCCCGGGACACGUCCCCACCCAGCGAGGCCCACGACACGUCCCCGCCCAGCGAGGCACAUGACACGGCCCCGCCCAGCGAGGCCCAUGACACCUCCCCGCACAACGAGGCCCGGGACACGUCCCCACCCAGCGAGGCCCACGACACGUCCCCGCCCAGCGAGGCACACGACACGGCCCCGCCCAGCGAGGCCCAUGACACCUCCCCGCACAACGAGGCCCGGGACACGUCCCCACCCAGCGAGGCCCAUGACACCUCCCCACACAGUGAAGCCCAGGACACGUCCCCGCCCAGCGAGGCACACGACACGGCCCCGCCCAGCGAGGCCCAUGACACCUCCCCGCACAGCGAGACCCGGGACACGUCCCCACCCAGCGAGGCCCACGACACCUCCCCGCACAGCGAAGCCCGGGACACGUCCCCGCCCAGCCAGGCCCGGGACACGUCCCCGCCCAGCCACGACCACGACACGUCCCCGUCCAGCGAGGACCACGACACGUCCCCGCCCAGCGAGGCCCGGCACACGUCCCCGCCCAGCGAGGCCCACGACACGUCCCCGCCCAGCGAGGCCCACGACACGUCCCCGCCCAGCGAGGCCCACGACACGUCCCCGCCCAGCGAGGCCCACGACACCUCCCCGCCCAGCGAGGCCCACGACACGUCCCCGCCCAGCGAGGCCCACGACACCUCCCCGCCCAGCGAGGCCCAUGACACGUCCCCGCCCAGCGAGGCCCGGGACACGUCCCAGUACCCCGACGCCUCUUUGCCUGGUUUCCUGGCUGGGGCAGCCCCUAUCCCCUGCCUUUGUCAGGGGUUCAGAGAAGACUGCAGGGACAAGGGGCCCCCAGGCCUGCCAGGCCUCCAGCAGCUUGGCACAGAUGCUCCUCCAGCAGCAGCUGCCGUCUCAGGAAACCCGGUGCCUCCUGGGGCUGGGCAGCAGGCUGGCCUCUCGUGCCCCUCGCCCCCGCUCAGCCCCAAGGCAGCCCCCAUGGGGGGCCCCCAUGCCAAAGCCCUGGCCGCUCAUAUCUGCGCCCCCUGCCAAGUGCCUCCGUGCUCGGGGCUCUGCCCCCCAGCCAGUCCCCUGGGGCUCUCAGCCCCUGAGCAGCAAGAGGACCAGGACAGCCUUGAGGAAGACUCCUUUCGGGCUCCAGGUUCGGGCCAGCACUCGGACAGCCAUGCGGAGUCAUCAGCCCCCGAGAUGGAGGAGCAGGACCUUGCAGCCCCUCGGACAUCGCGGUGCCCACCCCAGGCCCCAACGGUAGGCAGCAGUGAAGAGACCAUCGCUAAAGCCAAGCAGAGCCGCAGUGAGAAGAAGGCCCGAAAGGCUAUGUCUAAACUGGGCUUGCGGCAGAUUCAGGGCGUCACCAGGAUCACCAUCCAGAAGUCCAAGAACAUCCUCUUUGUUAUCAGCAAGCCUGAUGUCUUCAAGAGCCCAGCCUCUGACACCUAUGUGGUCUUCGGCGAGGCAAAAAUUGAGGACCUCUCUCAGCAAGUGCACAAAGCUGCAGCAGAGAAGUUCAAGGUGCCCGCUGAGCCCUCAGCCAGUGCGUCUGAGUCAGCUCCAGGGCUGCGGGCGACACCGGAGUGCCAGGAGGAGGAGGAGGAGGAAGAGGAGGAGGUGGACGAGACAGGGCUGGAGCUUCGGGACAUUGAGCUGGUGAUGGCCCAGGCCAAUGUGUCGAGGGCCAAGGCUGUGCGGGCCCUGAGAGACAACCACAGUGACAUCGUCAAUGCCAUCAUGGUGAGCGACCAGCUGGACCAUUCCAGAGGUGGCAGGACCAUGUCUCUGGCUGUCCUAGCCAGAAGGCCCCACCUGCCUUUCCAAAGGCCUGGUGGAAGGAGCUGA